AUGACUGUUCAAAUAUGUCACAUAAUGCCAGAUGCAGCGCUGCUUCGCGAUUUUUGCGAUAGCUUCCCAGAUCUUGGGCAGGUGAGUUUCACCGAGGAUUCGGGUAAAAAACGUUGA
Molecule: messenger RNA, 117 nt
Organism: Anisakis simplex (herring worm)
Lineage: Eukaryota; Metazoa; Nematoda; Chromadorea; Rhabditida; Anisakidae
Source: the annotation of a GenBank genome assembly